AUGUGGUCGUGUGGCGGCAAGACGCUGUACAACGCAGAAGCGGGGCCGAGUGGGGUGGGCAAGGGCAUGGACUCGGUGGUGUCCACACUGGCUCACGAGCUCACAGAGGCCGCCACUGACCCGUACCUCGCCACGUGGAGCGACGCUGAUGGCAAUGAGAACGCUGACGUGUGCGACGUUGACUUCACCAGCAGCGAUCUCUCCACAACGUCAGAUGGAGCGCCGUACAACCUCGAGGGCAUAGGGGGUUCCAAGUUCCUGGUGCAGAAGAAUUACCAUCCCACCCAGCACGAGUGUGUCAACACGGUGUAG
Molecule: messenger RNA, 312 nt
Organism: Closterium sp. Naga37s-1
Lineage: Eukaryota; Viridiplantae; Streptophyta; Zygnematophyceae; Desmidiales; Closteriaceae
Source: the annotation of a GenBank genome assembly